This is a messenger RNA of Solanum stenotomum, 1175 nucleotides long. Its product is annotated as trans-resveratrol di-O-methyltransferase-like. Gene Ontology annotation, biological process: methylation. Bases 27 to 1085 code for a protein of 352 amino acids. Gene Ontology annotation, molecular function: S-adenosylmethionine-dependent methyltransferase activity; O-methyltransferase activity; protein dimerization activity. NCBI's taxonomy places the organism in Eukaryota, Viridiplantae, Streptophyta, Magnoliopsida, Solanales, Solanaceae. The record is from RefSeq and is a predicted model, not a curated record. The transcript is spliced from 2 exons.
UUCUAAGCAAAACAAGUUCCUCAAAAAUGUCAUCAAGUGAAAGUACUUCAACCGAGCUUCUACAUGCUCAAGCUCAAAUUUGGAAUUAUAUUUUCAAUUUUGUAAGUUCUUCGGCCAUAAGAUGUGCGUUUCAAUUAGGAAUUCCUGAUGUUCUCUACAAACAUUAUAAGCCCAUGUGUCUUUGUGAUAUUUCUGCUGAACUGUCUGUCGUCAAUUCUUCAAAGGUUUCCUUCUUACCAAGUUUAAUGCGCUUUCUUGUGCAAUCUGGUUUCCUAAAUCAACAUGAAGAUCACUAUUUUCUUACCCCAGCUAGUCGCCUUCUUGCAAAAGAUGAUCCUUUCAAUGUUAGGUCACUCUUGCUUCUCAAUCAUGGUCAAGCCUUUUCAAAAGCAUGGCCUGAGUUAAGUGAUUGGUUCCAAAAUGAUUCUCCCACUCCUUUUCAUACCGCUCAUGGGAAAUCUUUAUGGGAUUACAUUGGGGAAGAACAACCUAGUGUACUAGGUGAUAUUUUCAAUGAUGCAUUGGCUAGUGACUCAAGAUUGAAUACCAAUGUGCUUAUUACAGAGUGUAAACAUGUGUUUAAAGGGUUAACGUCGUUGGUAGACGUUGGUGGUGGCACUGGUACUGUGUCUAUAGCCAUAGCCAAAGCUUUUCCCAACAUAAAGUGCACAGUACUUGAUCUCCCUCAGGUUGUAGGUGACCUAAAAGGAAGUGGGAAUUUGGACUUCGUUAGAGGAGAUAUGUUUGAUACGAUUCCUCAGGCUAAUGCCAUCUUACUCAAGUGCGUUCUACAUGACUGGAAUGAUGAAGAUUGUGUGAAGAUACUGAAGAAAUGCAAAGAGUCAAUUCCAAGUCGGGAAAAAGGAGGGAAAGUAAUAAUCAUAGAUACGGUCCUGGAGGAUCCGAACCAGAGCAAUGAGUUUGUUCGAGCACAACAUAAUAUGGAUAUGUUGAUGAUGGUUCUUUUUGCUGCCAAAGAGAGAGCUGAGAAAGAGUGGGAGAAGCUCUUCAAUGAAGCUGGUUUCACUGAAUACAAAAUAUUUCCCGCUCUAGGUUUAAGGUCUCUUAUUGAAAUUUACCCUUAAAUGAGAGAUGUUUGAGAGUGCUUGCAUGUUUCUUUACUUUAAUUGUAAUGAUUUUGGGUUCACCAACGCUCCAUUUUAAUCUAUAUGACC